This is a messenger RNA of Parasteatoda tepidariorum (common house spider), 1246 nucleotides long. Lineage: Eukaryota; Metazoa; Arthropoda; Arachnida; Araneae; Theridiidae. The record is from RefSeq and is a predicted model, not a curated record.
AGUAUUACUUAAGACAAUCUAUCAAAAUAAAUUAUUAUUGUAGAUAACUGUAAAGACAAUCUAUCAAAAUGAAUUAUUGUAGAUAACUGAAAUGUUUCCAAUUUAGAUGACAAAAUACUUGCAUUUUCGGUGCUAAGUAAGCAAAAUGAAUGUAUAAAUUUUCAUUUAUGUUUUUCACAUUGUUUUGUACAUAAACAUUGCGAAGAUUAGACAACCCUCUUUGAAUGCACAUAAAUGUACUUUUUCUUUAAAAUUUUAAUACAAUCCUACUGUAAUGUUUUACGUAAUAUUGUCUAUAAUUUUUUUUUGUCUUAAUUCAGGGAUGAUUGUAUUUCAGGUUUUUCUUAUCAUCCUUCUGGAUCUAAAAAACUAUAUGCAAGGCAUGUGAUUUUUCAGUGAAUUUCACAGAAUUUUCUGAAGUUUUUUGAGUGAAUGGUAACAUAAUCAGUAGAGAGAUAUUUAUGUCAAAUCAAAGAUAGUUAUUUAAGAGCAGCUGGCAAACGUAAUUUAUUUGAAUUUAUGUGGGCUACAGUGAAGGAUCCUCUGGAUAACCAUACUACUUUUGACAAGGAAGGCAUGGACCUUGCUUUCAAGUAUUUUAACUGCUGCACUUUUAACCACGAGACUUGCUGGGAUUGCUCAAAUUAAUAACCAUAUCAACAUGUUUAAUGAACUUUGUCAAAAUGAAAGCUUAAGUGAUGCUGAAAAUAUUGGAAGUUCUUUAGCAAACUAGCUUAUGGAAAAUAAAAUUAUUGAAUGUAUAUUUGGUCCAAAUCUUCAUGUUGAGUUAAUAAAACAGAGCCACAUUAUUUUAAAUUUCCUGGCGAUGGAAGGACGCAUAACUAAUGAACACAUCGAUACAAUUUGGUGUGCUGCUCAGUUGAAACACUGUUCUCGGCAAGUUCUUCAUUUGUUACCUCCUCUCAUCAAAAAUUUGGAAGUUUCUCCUGUUCUCCAUUUAUACAAAUUACUGUGCAAUAUUGAAACAAAGGAACAAACAGAACAGACACUUCUUCUUGCUUCUGCUCUAAUCAAAUUUAUAUGGCUGCAUGGAAAUAGUUCAUCUUCUACGAUGGCAUCAGAAUUGAGAGAUCAUCAAAACGCCAAUAGUCCAUUUUCAGUUCUUGUAAAGGGAUCAUUACAUAUGGGUGAGUUACAUGCAGGCUGUUCUGUAAUAUAUUUGCCUCAAAAUCAGUUUUCAUUUUUACUUGUGGUCUUAAAUCACAUUUAGGAAUAUGAAAUGUUU